AUGCAGCAAGACGACUUUGACAUAUACGGUGAAGAUAUUCAACAGCAAGUCCAGAAUGAGGAUACCGAACCUCAGAAAGUACCCACUGAGGUAAAUAAGGUUGAACCGUCAGUCGGCGAGAAACGAGAGAGAGAGAACUCAGGAGAACCGGAUGAGUAUCAGGGCGAACAAUCCAUCGCUGUUAUGGGAGGCGCUACUCAAACGAUUACCAACCCUGGGCUCAUUAAUACCCAAAGCGGCACGAAUUCUGAUGCUUUGUAUAUUGGAGAUUUACAAUGGUGGACAACCGAUGAAGAUCUUCGACAAGUUGGUCUCAUGCUCGGGCUCAACCUCGACCAUAAAGAUAUAACAUUCUCCGAACACAAGGUCAAUGGGAAAAGCAAGGGAAUCGCAUAUGUUGAAUGUGGAGGCUAUGACAAUGCAGUCGCUCUCAAAAACUGGUUUGACAAUAAUGAUUUCCAAAACCGCAAAGCUACUGCAACCUUAAGUUCCUCGGCCCAAGGAAAUCCAUUUCGUACACUACCCAAAGAACCACCUGUUCGCGAAGGUCGGGUUCAACCUCAGCAAAGUGGUACAAUGCAGCCCCAAGUCAACACUGUCCGUGGCGGAGGCACCUUCCGAGGUCGUGGUGGAAUGCGUGGCGGCGUGCCCAACGGCGGUGGUGGUAGCGGAAAUAUGGGCAUGGCAAACAUGGGUAUGGGCAACAUGGGUAUGAACAUGGGUAACAUGAUGGGCAACAUGAUGGGUAACGUCGGUAUGAGUAAUAUGGGCAUGAGCAACAUGGGUAUGGGUGGUUUCAUGGGCGGCGGCGGUGCCUUCAGCCGAGGCGGAGGGAUGAUGCCUCGAGGGGGCGGUAUGAUGGCGCGCGGCGGAAUGAUGGGUUUGGGUAUGGGUAUGAUGCCAAAUAAUAUGAUGGGGAUGGCUAGUGGACGAGGUGGUCACUUGAACCCAGCUUUCGUUCAAGGUGGCGGCCAUUUCCAUGGCCCAGAUGGACCAAGAAAAAGAUUCAGGCCGGAGGAAAGUUGA
Molecule: messenger RNA, 1026 nt
Organism: Lentinula edodes (shiitake mushroom)
Lineage: Eukaryota; Fungi; Basidiomycota; Agaricomycetes; Agaricales; Omphalotaceae
Exons: 8
Coding region: 1-1026 (341 amino acids)
Biological process (GO): mRNA alternative polyadenylation
Cellular component (GO): mRNA cleavage and polyadenylation specificity factor complex
Molecular function (GO): mRNA binding
Source: RefSeq, a predicted model, not a curated record